UUGCCUUUCUGCUCAAUGGCGAAGGAGAAAUUGUCAAGAAUUUUCUACUUCACACAUUGCAAUUGCAGAGUUGGGAGAAGACUGUCGACUGCUACAGCCCAGGGCAAGGGUUGAUGCCUGCAAGCUUCAAAGUUAGAACUGUGCCUCUUGAUGGAAGCAAUGAAGCAUUUGAGGAAAUUCUGGAUCCUGAUUUUGGCGAAUCAGCUAUUGGCCGUGUUGCACCUGUUGAUUCAGGAUUAUGGUGGAUUAUAUUGUUGAGAGCUUAUGGGAAGCUAACGGGUGAUUAUGCAUUGCAAGAAAGAGUGGAUGUACAGACAGGGAUAAGACUGAUCCUUAAGUUAUGUCUAACUGAUGGAUUUGACAUGUUUCCUUCGCUGUUAGUUACUGAUGGUUCCUGCAUGAUUGAUAGAAGAAUGGGAAUUCAUGGUCACCCUCUAGAGAUCCAGGCAUUAUUUUAUUCAGCUUUGCGCUGCGCUCGUGAGAUAUUGAUAGUCAAUGAUUCUACCAAGAAUCUAGUGGCGGCCGUUAAUAGUCGCCUGAGUGCACUCUCCUUCCACAUGCGAGAAUAUUACUGGGUAGAUAUGAAGAAGAUUAACGAAAUUUAUCGCUACAAGACAGAGGAGUAUUCUACCGAUGCUGUCAACAAGUUUAACAUCUAUCCAGAGCAAAUUCCUGCAUGGUUAGUUGACUGGAUAUCCGACGAAGGAGGAUACUUCAUUGGCAACUUGCAGCCUGCUCAUAUGGACUUUAGGUUUUUCACUCUCGGAAACCUGUGGACUAUUGUUUCUUCUCUAGGAACAUCGAAACAGAACCAAGGCAUUCUGAAUUUAAUAGAGGCUAAAUGGGAUGAUCUUGUUGGCCAGAUGCCUCUUAAGAUAUGUUAUCCAGCACUGGAAGGCGAGGAAUGGCGCAUCAUCACCGGUAGUGACCCCAAGAACACCCCGUGGUCGUAUCACAAUGGUGGAUCUUGGCCAACACUUCUCUGGCAGUUCACAUUGGCAUGUAUCAAGAUGGGAAGGCCUGAUUUGGCCCAGAAGGCUGUUGAUUUAGCCGAGAAGAGGAUUUCUGCGGACAGAUGGCCGGAGUAUUAUGAUACUCGAAAUGGAAAGUUCAUUGGCAAACAAUCUCGGCUGAUGCAAACGUGGACCAUCGCCGGUUUCCUGACCUCAAAGAUGCUCCUAGAGAAUCCAGAGAAGGCAUCCUUCUUGUUCUGGGAGGAGGAUUUUGAACUCCUUCAGAACUGUGUCUGUAUGCUGGACAAAUCUGGUAGAAGGAAGUGUUCCCGCUUUGCCUCAAGAUCUCAGAUUCUUGUUUAGGAAAAUAAACUCCUUGUUUAAUUUCUAUGUUCUUCUGUAAUAACGGCUAACUGUAUUACCUAAUUAUGUUGUAUCAUUAGGGUUAAACUGA
Arachis ipaensis is the source of this 1407-nucleotide messenger RNA. RefSeq names its product alkaline/neutral invertase A, mitochondrial. The record is from RefSeq and is a predicted model, not a curated record. Lineage: Eukaryota; Viridiplantae; Streptophyta; Magnoliopsida; Fabales; Fabaceae. Gene Ontology annotation, biological process: sucrose catabolic process. Gene Ontology annotation, cellular component: mitochondrion. Gene Ontology annotation, molecular function: endo-alpha-N-acetylgalactosaminidase activity; sucrose alpha-glucosidase activity.